This is a messenger RNA of Aspergillus wentii DTO 134E9, 1531 nucleotides long. Its product is annotated as T2 family ribonuclease. NCBI's taxonomy places the organism in Eukaryota, Fungi, Ascomycota, Eurotiomycetes, Eurotiales, Aspergillaceae. The transcript is spliced from 7 exons. The record is from RefSeq and is a predicted model, not a curated record. Gene Ontology annotation, cellular component: extracellular region. Gene Ontology annotation, biological process: RNA catabolic process. Bases 150 to 1373 code for a protein of 407 amino acids. Gene Ontology annotation, molecular function: ribonuclease T2 activity; RNA binding.
UUCCAUUUCAUAAACAACACCUUUGGGCUCAAUUCUUCGCUCAAUCACUGUCGUAAGGCUCAACAAUCUCCUACAGCGUGGAGAGAAUUGAGGUUGGAGACUUCAUACCCGCUGCUAGUCCUAUCCGAAACGCAAUACAACAAGGAGGAAUGCCGGGACCACAACAGAUACUCAAAGCCUUGACGGGCUCUCUUGGGCUUUCCCCUUUUUCGGGAUUGGACAUUCCAGAGAAUGCUCUUCAAUCAUGUCCCAAACCUGAACUGAGCUGCCAGGCAAAGUAUCACGGCCAGGACACUUGCUGCUUCAACUAUCCUGGCGGUUCGCUACUCCAAACCCAAUUCUGGGAUACUGAUCCUGCCGUUGGGCCUGAUGACUCUUGGACUAUCCAUGGACUCUGGCCGGAUCACUGUAAUGGCGGCUUCGACCAGUUUUGUGACUCACACAGGAAAUACAACAACAUUUCCUUGAUUUUGAUCGAUGCUGGCCGAAGGGACCUUUUGGACUAUAUGAACAUUUACUGGAAGGACUUUAAAGGCGAUGACCCCGAUUUAUGGUACCAUGAGUGGUCUAAGCAUGGUACCUGUGUCAGCACUCUUGAACCCACAUGCUAUGGUGCCGAUUACCAGCCUCAGCAGGAGGUCGUGGACUAUUUCGAUAAGACAGUCGAGCUCUUCGAGGGUCUACCUUCCUACGAUGUUCUCGCCAAAGCUGGAAUCGUCCCAUCUCAAACCAAAACAUACACUCGCUCGGAAAUUGAGAAUGCGUUGUCGACAGCCCACGGUGCCGAUGUUGCUGUUAGGUGUCGACGCGGUGCGCUCAAUGAGAUCUGGUAUUACUUCAACGUUGCUGGACCUCUACAGAGUGGAAAAUUCGUCGCCUCCGACCCAGACGGGUUUAAGUCCAACUGUCCAACUAAUGGCAUUCGAUACCACCCCAAAAAGCCUCAGGCAGAACCAGAACCCACCGAGACUUCACCGACAGGCCCCAAGCCGACAGCACCAGGGGUGCCGUUUCAGGGCAGGGGCCACUUGAAGGUCUCAACAAUGGGCCAGAGAAGGGGCUGUAUCAUCAGCCAUGGCACCUGGUUUAGCUCGGGGACAUGCGCUACAUUUAGGGCGAAGAAAAUUUCCGAGGAUGCUCUUACUUUGGAAUCCAGUAAAGGCCCAUGUGCCAUUGAACAUGAUACGCUCAACUGCGGUCCGCAUACCCAGGGCCCGGAAAAGUUCAGCGUUAAGGAUGGUAAACUCGCGUUCCGCGGAAACACAUCCUUCUUUGCAGACAAAGCGCCCAAGGGGCACACCCAGAGCAAGGUCUUUGCUUCCGAGGCAGACCAUAUUAUCGAGCUAGAAAUUACCUGGACAGCAGAGCAAUAAGAUCCUCUGGUCCUGCGUACAAUAAUAAUAUUCUCCAUGGCCCAGUUGGAUACAUACAUUCAUCAUGAGUGAAUAAUGGAGCUAUCAUACGCUGAGAUGCUAUAUUCAAUAGAAGUUGUACCAGAUCCAGACACAAUAGAUUCGUUGCACGUUAUAUU